AUGUCAGCAAAACAAUAUCCCGGCCCGGUCGAACAGGCAAAACUGCAGUUAGUCAUACUUGGAGUUUUUGGAAUCAAACCGUUCUUUAAUUGUCAAAACACCUCCGUUGACGGAAGAUUGGAGAGGACUCAAUGGUGCGUGGUACAACCGAUACUUGCAAACAUCAAAAAGGUUAAACUUACCACCAACGGUGCUAGUCGCAGAAGAGUUGUGGGGGAGAAUGUUGGUGAUGAAAUAGUGGACGAAUGCCAACAAUCAUCAAAAAGACUCAAGGAGGAUGAACAAGGACAAUGUAACGGAACUUUAAACAUUGAAUCAAAAAAGAGAAAAUCUACCGAAAUUGAUGAGUCAGAUUCUACUAGAUUCGAUAAGUCAGACGCUACAAAAAUUGAUGAGUUAAAUGCAACCAAUGCUACUAAAAACAUUGAAAAUAUUUGCGAUAUCACUGAUGACUGGGAAGUGUUAGAACCACCAGUUGAAAGAUGCUUGCACUCAAUUGCAAGAUUGGAUAAGAAAGGAUUAAAGAAGGUGGCCAAAACUGUAAUACAUCAUGGUGUUUGUGGAGCUAAACAUGAUCUUGCAAAAGACCUUACAUGGGGGCGAGAAUUCUUGCUGUGUGAAAGAGCAGGUUCAAAAAUUGAAAACGGUAGAAAAAUUCUCGAUAACACUCUCAAAGUACAGAAAACAUUGCAAGAUAUGCAUCAGGUGUUAUUAGAAACCUUGUCUAACGCAGGUGGUGGAGGUGUUCCUGUCAAAGUCAUUCAAGCUUUUCGGAAACUGCUUCUGCCUGGAUUUAUCUCAUCUCGAUUUUUUAUUCGGAUUUUGUUAAAUGUGUACAUUGGUGGCAAAUACCAUGGAUCUAUCAUGCUAGCAGAAUUUGAUGUACCCACUCAAUUUGAUGAAAUGAGCAAGAUUGUAACAAUAGCAAGGAUGAUGUUGAAUGUUAAGAAUAUUUUCAAGCAAACCAUAAAAACCUUCACUUUGAUGGAGGAAGCUUCCAAGAAGAAGAAACACUCUGUAGAAAACGUGUUGGUGCCAUCGAGAAUCAAAGAGCAUGUGACUCCUAAGAAGAAACAAAAAACUUCUAAAACUAAGAUCAAUAGGAGGCUUCUGGCUG
Paraglomus occultum is the source of this 1117-nucleotide messenger RNA. Lineage: Eukaryota; Fungi; Glomeromycota; Glomeromycetes; Paraglomerales; Paraglomeraceae. The record is from the annotation of a GenBank genome assembly.